GUCUUGCACUGGAUGUACCUAAUAUUUUGGCCGCCAUGUCUUUGACCUCUAUUUUAAAAGUAGACCACAAACACUUGCUGCCAUUCCCAAAUCGAUAUUUAUGCAAAUUGACGACCGAAAUACACCGUUCAGGCCCGCGAACUGCGGUACAAGCAUCCGAUUUACUAAAUGACAAUCUUCGCCGAUCAGCCGAUUAUAGUUGGCUGACUGACCGAAACAAUUGUUCAGGUGCGCCUUCAUUUAUAAUUCAAUAUAGUUUUGUUCUUAAUGUCUCCUCCAAUGACAUCAGCGACGAAAUUGCAAGGAGCAACGACUUGUAGUAGUAUCUUGUAUUGUUGAAAAUUAUGUUGACUGUCUACUGUUCACUAAAUAAAUUAGUUGCUCACAUCUUGUGAUGUAAAACAUAAUUUUCAAUAGAAUAAAGCGUCACAUUAACCCAGGAACAAUGCUUCAUCUCAUUAGACGCACUAAACAUUUAUUCCCACUGCAGAAGAGGUACUUAUACAGGAGUCCCCCGGCAUAUUAUGGAACGAAUCUGAGUGCGUUAAACGAGUCAGUCCUAGAGGAAGUUAAUCCAUCAUUUACAGAGAUGAUUGAUUACUUUUUUAAGAAAGCCGUUAUUCAAGUCAGACCAAGGCUUUGUGAUAUAUUAAGAGAGAAGAAACUAGAAGAAGACGCCAUACCCAACAGAAUUGACGGAAUAUUACAGACAAUGCGGGCGACCGAAAGAAUCCUUCGCAUUUACUUUCCUUUUCGCAGAGAUGACGGGACGUAUGAAAUGAUGGAGACGUAUACUGUGCACCACAGUCAGCACAGGUUGCCGGUAAAAGGAGGUAUUCGAUUCUCUCUUGGAGUAUCUCCUGAUGAAGUUGAAGCCUUGGCUAUGAUAAUGACAUUCAAGUGUGCAACUGUACAGGUUCCUUUUGGAGGAGGCAAAGGUGGAAUUAAAAUGAAUCCAAAGUGUUAUACUAAACUUGAAAUUGAAAAGAUUACUAGGCGAUAUGCACUUGAACUGAUGAAGAGAAAGUUUUUAGAACCGGGUGUGUAUGUGCCAGCACCAGAUGUAAAUACUGGUUCCAGAGAAAUGUCAUGGAUAGCAGAUACAUAUAUCAAGUCAUUAGGUUACAGUGAUCUAGCUGCAUUGUCAGUAGCCACUGGAAAGCCUAUAGAUCAAGGUGGUAUAAAUGGUCGCGUGGAAGCAACAGGGCGCGGAGUUUACUUUGCUCUUGACUUUGUCCUAAGGCAAGAAGAGUGGAUGAGGUUCAUUGGGCUUGAACCAGAGUGGCCCUGUAAAAAAGUCAUUAUUCAGGGAUUCGGAAAUGUUGGAAGGCACUGUGCUCUGUCUGUGGUGGCUGCUGGUGCAAAGGUUAUUGGCAUUCAGGAAGUGGACACCGGCCUUUAUACUGAGAAAGGAAUUGAUAUAGAGGAUCUUCUCGAAUAUUUGGAAGAGCAUGGUACAAUUAAAGGUUAUCCAAAUGCACAAGCAGCUGAAAAUGUUGCAUUCAAAGAUUGUGAUAUUCUUGUGCUUGCAGCAAUAGAGAAGUGUAUUACGUGUAAAAAUGCCAAUGAAAUUAGAGCUAAGAUUGUAGCUGAGGGUGCUAAUGGGCCAGUUACACCAGCUGCAGACAAAAUAUUACAAGACCGCAAAAUUUUAGUUCUUCCAGACUUAUUUUGCAGCGCUGGUGGUGUAACUGUAUCAUAUUUUGAAUUUCUGAAGAAUAUUAACCACGUUUCAUUUGGGAGGCUUCAUUUUAAAUAUGAAACAGAUUCCUAUAUCAGCUUAAUGCAGUCAGUAGAGCUGUCUUUAAGAAAAUGUAAGAUUGACUGUGAGAUAAAUCCAACAGAAUCAUUCAGGAAAAGACUGUGUGAACCUUCUGAGAAGGAUAUAGUUGAUGCUGGCUUGAGAUACACAAUAGAACGAGCUGGUGUUGAAACACUUCGUACAGCAAGUGAACUACAGUUGUGCUUAGACCUGAGAACAGCAGCAUACUGCAAUGCUAUUGAAAAGAUAUUCAGAACUUAUGAUAAUGCUGGGUUGGCUAUGUAAGCCCCUCAGCUACAUGUCAGUUCCUGGGUGUCACAAGGUUAGUCAGCGACUCAUAGACUUCACCGCUAUACAAUAUAUGGAUGAGUAAAUAAGAGUUGAUGUCUACCGGGUCUUUUUUAAAAGGUUUAAUAUUGAAUGAAGCCUUUUUUGCAAGACUUUUUUUGUAUUUGACACACUUCAAAUGAUACAAAUGUGAUUGUUCAAAUUACUGUAAGAUUCGUGUAGCUAUAUGUAUGUACAAUAUGUCACAUUACUGGAAUACAAAAUUUGUAAAGUAAACCAAGGAAACACAAAGAUUUUCAUUUAUUUUGAGGAAA
Molecule: messenger RNA, 2364 nt
Organism: Schistocerca gregaria
Lineage: Eukaryota; Metazoa; Arthropoda; Insecta; Orthoptera; Acrididae
Product: glutamate dehydrogenase, mitochondrial-like
Exons: 10
Coding region: 446-2047 (533 amino acids)
Biological process (GO): L-glutamate catabolic process
Cellular component (GO): mitochondrion
Molecular function (GO): L-glutamate dehydrogenase (NAD+) activity
Source: RefSeq, a predicted model, not a curated record